Molecule: messenger RNA, 1737 nt
Organism: Musa acuminata subsp. malaccensis (wild Malaysian banana)
Lineage: Eukaryota; Viridiplantae; Streptophyta; Magnoliopsida; Zingiberales; Musaceae
Product: serine/threonine-protein kinase AGC1-5-like
Biological process (GO): protein phosphorylation
Cellular component (GO): plasma membrane; nucleus; cytoplasm
Molecular function (GO): protein serine/threonine kinase activity; ATP binding
Source: RefSeq, a predicted model, not a curated record
ACGGACCCCCAUGAAGGCGAGUGCUGAGGCAUCAUCCAGGAGCAAGAAUGUGGAUCCUGCUCCAACGAAGGCAUCAUCAAAAUUGCCAAAGCACAAGAAGAAAUCGCAACUAAUCUCCAAAGAUGAUUCCACUCCAACAGACGAUCCAUGGCCAAGCUCCGGCGUUCACCCCAGCUGGUUCUCUAGCCCAAAACUGAUAAGGAUUUCGGAGGCAACAUCUGCCUCGUCCCCAACAGUGACCACGCCAUCAUGCAUGGGUUCAAGGGAGACAAAGCCCAGUGACUCCGUCACCUGUAGCAACAAUCAUGGCGGGCGCAGUGGCACCGCAGCCGAAGCUUCAGAGAGUUCUGGCGCUGCUGCAUCGGUCAGGCGGCACACCGGGGUUGAUUUCCGCUGGGAGGCCAUUCGGCUAGUUAACUCCAAAGGUUAUCCCAUCAGCUUGAGCCACUUCAAGCUCCUUAAGCGCAUCGGCUAUGGAGACAUUGGCUGUGUUUAUCUUGCCGAGCUCAAGGGAACCAACACCAUGUUCGCCAUGAAAAUGAUGGACAAAACCUCCCUCGCGAGUAGAAACAAGCUACUCCGGGCGCAAACAGAGAGAGAAAUCCUCGGCCUACUCGACCACCCCUUCCUCCCUUCCCUGUAUUCCCAUUUCGAGACCGAAAGGUUGUCCUGCUUGGUCAUGGAGUUCUGCAGCGGUGGCAAUCUGCAUUCCCUUCGUCAGAAGCAGCCUGAUAAGCAUUUCACGGAGAAGAACGCACGCUUUUACGCUUCUCAAGUGCUGCUCGCGAUCGAAUACCUGCACAUGCUUGGAGUAGUGUACAGGGACUUGAAACCGGAGAACGUUCUCGUCAGGGACGACGGCCACAUAAUGCUCUCCGACUUCGACUUGUCGCUGCAGUGCUCCUUCAACCCCACGCUCGUCGAGGCCUCAUCCGUCCAUGGAGGCAGCAGCAGCGUUCGCACCCAGGGAACGCUCGCGAGCGAGACCAUGCUGCAGGGCUGCAUGCAGCCGACCGCGUUCCUGCCGCGCAUCCUCCCCAAGAAGACCCACAAAUCCAAACUGGACUUGGGCACGGGGAGCCGUGCUCUCCUGGAACUGAUGGCGGAGCCGACGGAUGCACGCUCGACGUCGUUCGUCGGCACGCACGAGUAUCUGGCACCUGAGAUCAUCCGAGGAGACGGCCACGGGAGCGCAGUGGACUGGUGGACCUUGGGCAUCUUCCUCUACGAGCUCGUGUACGGCACGACCCCAUUCAAGGGGUCAGGAAACCGAGCCACGCUCUUCAACAUAGUAGGCCAGCCAUUGAUGUUCCCGGAGGCACCGGCGGUGAGCGUGAGCGCACGAGACCUCAUCCGCGGCCUGCUCGAGAAGGAACCAGAGAAGAGGAUCGGGUACAGAAGGGGUGCUACCGAGAUCAAACAGCACCCCUUCUUCGAUGGGGUAAACUGGGCGCUAGUGAGGAGUGCCACACCACCUUACAUACCUGAACCAAUAGAUGUGAGGCGGCUUGCUCACGAGGAAGCGGUGGACAAGGGGAAGAAAGGUGGUGCAAGCGAUGAUGAUUCUUUUCAGGACUUUUGAGGGUUUCUAGUCCACUUUUAUUAGCAUACGCAAUUGUGUUUCUUCUAUGAUUCUUCAUUGCCAAUGGUCUUGAAUUAGUGUGUGUUUCCAAAGAAGAGAGUUAGAAUUAAGAUUGUUAAAUCUGUCGAGACAGCUUUUUUUUGUUUUGUGCGUGU